This is a messenger RNA of Thlaspi arvense, 3048 nucleotides long. The record is from the annotation of a GenBank genome assembly. NCBI's taxonomy places the organism in Eukaryota, Viridiplantae, Streptophyta, Magnoliopsida, Brassicales, Brassicaceae.
CGUGUGAGAACACUUGGGGUCACACUUCAACUCUCAAGCUUCGUUUUCUUUUUUUUUUCCUUCUUCCUUUGCAUUCUCUCUUCUCUCUUUUCUUUUGCUUCUGCGUAAACUUCUUCAAGUUGGGAUUCUUGUCAGAACCAAAUAAGGUCAUGAGCCCUCUUGACUUAGAGGCUGCUCAGCUUGAUGAGACAAUAAGGGAAAUAGAACAGAAGAGUCUCUUUUACUACCAAGAGAAGAAAAAGUCGUUAAGAGCUCGUUAUGUCUACGGAACCAUCUUCUUGGUUAUAAACCUAUGCGCUUGGUUCAUCCGUGACUACGGACAAAAGUCUCUGUCCUUGCUCCCAUAUGCUAGUAGUUGUGGACCAGAAGGAAGUAAAUGUUUUCAUACUUUUGGGGUUCUCCGAGUGAGUCUAGGAUGUUUCAUAUUUUUCCUUAUUAUGUUCCUCUUAACAUGGAACACAAUGAAACUCCAACAAGCUCAAAACAGUUGGCACUCGGAUCAUUGGUUCUUCAAGUUUCUCCUGCUGGUUUUAGCCAUGGUGUCUUCUUUCUUCAUACCUGAGCUUUACAUCCAACUUUACGGAGAAACUGCGCGUGUUGGUGCUGGGAUUUUUCUUAUUCUUCAGCUUGUAAGUAUUAUCGAAUUCAGCACUUGGUGGAAUAACUACUGGAUGCCUCAUGAUCAAACUAAGCAAAGCUGCUUCUUUGGUUUGGCCAUGAUGAUAGUUUUCUACAUCGGUUCUGUUUGUGGGGUCGCAGUUAUGUACUUCUUCUACGCAGCUUCAACUUCUUGUGUCCUAAAUCUAUUCUUCAUCUCAUCCACAUUUAUUCUUAUAAUCUCUAUAAUGGUUAUGACCUUGUAUACAAAGGUGAAUAGAGUAAUUCCGUCUUCCAGCAUUAUGGUUUCCUACAUUGUCUACCUAUGUUGGUCUGCCAUCAGAAGUGAACCUCCAAAUACGAAAUGCAAUGCGCAUACUCAAAAUGGUCAUACCGUUUGGAUUACCAUACUGAGUUUUCUUAUAGCUAUAGGCGCCAUUGUGAUGGCAACAUUCUCAACCGGGAUUGAUUCAGAAUCAUUCGGGUUCCGUGAAGAAGACGAAGCUAAAGAAGAAGAUGAUAUACCAUAUAGCUAUGGAUUCUUCCAUCUUGUGUUUUCCUUAGGAGCAAUGUACUUUGCUAUGUUGUUCAUCAGCUGGGACCUCGCACAUUCUACUCGGGAAUGGAGCAUUGAUGUUGGGUGGACAAGCACGUGGGUGAAGAUAGUGAAUGAGUGGUUUGCUGCAGCGAUAUACCUUUGGAAGUUGAUUUCUCCUCCUGUGAGACAGCCUAGAGUUCAUGAACAACCUCAGGCAACAGCAGCAGCAGAAGUUCAUGAACAACCUCAGGCAACAGCAACAGAAGUUUUGAACAACCUCAGCCAUCAGAAACAGAAGUUCAUGAACAACAUUCAGCCAACAGCAACAGAAGUCAGCAGAUAGAUGAAGUUGAAUUUAUCCAGAAUAACUCAAAGUUUAGGAAGUGAAUACAAAAACAAAUCCAUCAGAAUCCUUCAACAUCCAUCUUGUAUAAAGUUUUUUUCUUACCUUAAUGUGAUGCCAUUAAUGAAGAACAUAAUCAAAUGUACAACUCAGAGCAAAAAAGUCAUAUAUAGAUUCCAUGGUUGUUGAAACUCUGCUUAAUCAUAGAGUUAAAGGAGAAACGAAAAACAAGAAACUAAACAGGAGCCGUGUGUGGUUUUGGUUUUGAUCAUUUUUUAUCAGAUCCUGGAGCAAGCAAGCGAGUGUUGAACAAGUAAUAAGGAGAGUGAAACCAGCUUAUACUGUUUGUCGCAAGAUCAAAAGCACCGAUGCUACAUUGAAACGCUUUCUCCUUCUGACGCGGCCAAACAUCAUCACCAACGAAAUAGAUUGAAUCGCUCUUGAUGAUUCCUCCUCCUCCACCAACAUCUUCUUCUUUACCUCUUGCUGCUGCUAAUAUGUGCCCAUCACCAAAAACCAAUAUAUGAUCGCCCAGAGAAUCUACUCGCUCCCAUUCCUCUCCUUCAAGAUCCAUCUUAAAGAUGUAGAACAGACGCUUCUCUUGGUUCUCAGGGAAUGCCUUUAAGCUCACAAUGAUCAGAACAUCUCCUGAACUAGUGAUCGCUACUCUCGUCUUCCAAACGUAUUCCCGCGGCUGAGGAACGUAGUAAAGCGGAUGAUUCAGGUAAGGGUUUCCUUCGAUGAUCUCGACCGGGAAAUCACCGGAGUAAUCGAAGAUCCUGACGAAUCGAUCAGAGGUAUAUACGCAGAGCCUUUGGUCCCUGUAAGCCAUGGCUAAACACUUUUCUCCUUCAAGGUGCCACCAAGAAUCAUCUCCUUUCUUAUAAGAGAACAAGUAGAGAUCGUUGUAGAUCCAACACACCACAUAGUCUCUCGUCGUCUCGUCGACCCACAAUACAGCCGUGUUGAUAUACCUCUCUCUGUUGAUGAUCGUCUCCCGAUCCAUCCAAGAGUGCUCGAGUAAGAAGUCGCCGUCGUCUUUUCUCCGGAGCCUCACCACCUCGCCUCGGAGCGAUAGAGGCGGGAGGUCGAUUCUCUCGCCGGUGAACGCGUUUACGACGGAGAAAUCGAGUCGGGGGCUCAGCAUCAGCAACCAGCUGCCGUGACUCGCGACGCACCGGCUCCCGGGGAACUCGGCUCCGAGAUCUACCGUCCUGUACCUCUUUUAUUCUCCGGGAUCGAAGAGAUUGCAGGAUUUCGAGCCGGAGAACUUGUCCAGGAAACGAAUCAGCCAUGGGUACCUGUUUCGCGAUCCCGCGGCGCACGAUUUCGAGACGGAGUACCAGGUCGAGCAGACUGUUCUUGCUCGGUGGAAAUCUGGGAGCUUAAGCUCUCGAGGAUCAAUCGCAGUGCAUCGGAACAGAUCUCUGACCAAUCGAGGUCUCUAGAUUUCAUCUUCUCUUCUCUCUCGAUCUGAUCCAUCAUUCUGCUCUUAGGGUUUCCGUUUCCGUGUUCUUACUCUGAUAAACCCGUUAACUAAUUAAAGACGAGUUUUUAAGAUAAACCGUCA